AUGAAAAUCUCUGAUAGUCUUAUUUGUGGGCCUAUGGUGCGUGUUUCAUCGUUACCAUUUCGUUUAUUAGCAUUGGAAUAUGGUGCUGACAUUGUUUUCUCAGAAGAAUUAAUUGAUUUUCGAUUGAGUAAUUGCGUGAGAGUUGAGAAUGACUUUCUUGGUACUGUCGAUUUUAUGAUUCCUGGUGAAGAACGACCACUCUUUCAAACACAUUCAAUCGAAAAGGGCAAAGUUAUUGUUCAAAUAGGAACAGCUGAUGCACAACGAGCAUUGACUGCUGCCAAAAUUGUUGAAAAUGAUGUUGCUGGUAUCGAUAUUAAUAUGGGCUGUCCAAAAAAGUUUUCUGUACAUGGUGGUAUGGGAGCAGCUUUGCUACAUGAACCAGAUAAAAUAAAAGAGAUAUUAGAAACACUCGCAAAGAAUCUAAAAAUUCCAGUAACAUGCAAAAUCCGCUGUUUACCGUCGCUUGAAGAUACGUUGAAAUUAGUACGAAUAAUCGAAAAUACGGGAGCACAUGCACUGAUCGUGCAUGGUCGAACAAAAGAUGAAAGAAAUCCAAAUAAAAACCGUGAUGAGUACAUUAAAGAAAUUAGUCAAACAUGUAAAAUACCCGUUAUAGCAAAGUAAAUAAAAAGUUGCUUCAUCCUUCGCAAUGAUUCUAUGCCACUUCGCCUAGUGUCAAAUGAUCUGACAGCUAGAAAGAUAAUAUGCUCAUCGUAUAGCGCUAUCAAAUUUAUGCAAAAUUGACUAUAGAGUUUGGUCAGCUAACUCUGCUACCGAAGUGAAAUUUUGCGAAGGUUUUUUAGCAUUUUGUUUCUCUUAUAAUUUUCGCAGGACGAGAAGCUCAGAGAUUUGAAACGUCUCAAAUUAAAGAGAAAAGUAUGCUAAGAUUUUAAGACGUUCUCGAAGUCGAAACAUUCUUCUGUUCAAAAACUAUGAUAAAAAUACAAACAUCUCCUUUUCAAACUUAUAUCCGAAAAUGUUGGUGUUUGUAUUUUUAUUAUAGUUUUCGAAUGAAAGAUUGUGUAGAGUGCGAGAACAUCUCAAAGUCUUCAACAAACGUUUCUCUUUAACCUGAGAUGUUUUAGAGCUGUGGAAGUCUUGUCCUUCGAAAAUUAUAAGAGAAACAAAAUGCUAAAAAACCGUCAAGGAGUUUCACUUCGGUAGCACAGUUAGCUGGCCAAGCCAUAUACUUGUUUUUGAAUAGUCCUGCAUUUACUUUUCUGGUCAGCUAGCCUAUAGGCGGUACAUUUUACUUCUACCUAUGUAUUGUCCAUUAGUGUGGACAAAGUGUCUAAAGACGAAUUGACGAAUCGCAAUUUUUGGGCGUAAAAAUGAUGCAACAAUUCGCAUUUUACCAUUGUUUUGCGAAUUCGCAGCGAAUUCGUAAUUCAGUGCGAACUGAUGCGAACUAACAA
Molecule: messenger RNA, 1418 nt
Organism: Didymodactylos carnosus
Lineage: Eukaryota; Metazoa; Rotifera; Eurotatoria; Philodinida; Philodinidae
Source: the annotation of a GenBank genome assembly